Echinococcus granulosus is the source of this 480-nucleotide messenger RNA. Its product is annotated as Pro-Pol polyprotein. The transcript has 2 exons. The record is from RefSeq and is a predicted model, not a curated record. Bases 1 to 480 code for a protein of 159 amino acids. NCBI's taxonomy places the organism in Eukaryota, Metazoa, Platyhelminthes, Cestoda, Cyclophyllidea, Taeniidae.
AUGAGCAAUCUGGAUGACCUUUGUGCACAGCUGACUCAAAAUCCCAACGACGAGAGAAAAGAACUCCGUCAACUCCUUCUUAAGUAUGCGAACAUCUUUUCAUGGCAAGGCUCAAGACUAGGACGAACAAAUAUCGUCAAGCAUAAGAUUGAUACUGGUGAAACUAGGCCCAUCUGGCAACCACCCAAAAGUAUUCCACCUCCUUGGCGGGGAGAUGUGAACCAUCUGGUUGAAGAAAUGCUUCGAGAUGAGGUUAUAAAGCCAUCCGAGUCAUCAUGGGCCCCUCCUAUUGCGUCAGUAAAGGAGAAUGACAGCAAACUGCAAUUAUGCAUCGACUGUGGGAAGUUGAAUGCCAGUCGGAACAGAAGAAUAGGUAAUACGUGCCCAACGUGGCGCGGCGUGACGGAGCGCAAUCUUUCGCGCUCAUUACGUUGCCGCAGCGGUGGCGAAGGUGUCAACGUCACUAAAGCCGAGGAUUAG